CCGGCUUUCGCUUUCCCCUCUUCCAUUUCCUGUCUUUCGCUAAUCCAUUCCUCCUCCACUCGCUCCUAUGGCGGCGGCGACGUUCGGAGCUGCCAAUACGACGGCGACGUUGAAGGAACCCGCGAUUCAGCUCCGGGGCUUCGACGGAUUGAGGAGCUCUUCUUCUUCCUCUUCCAAUUCCCUCGCUCUCACCAGACAUUUCGGUGUCUUCUCGCUACCCACUCCCCGGCGCCUUUCCACCAUAAAAGCUGUCUCCACCCCGGUGAAGCCUGCAACCGAGACUAAGCGGAGCAAGGUCGAGAUCAUCAAAGAGCACAGCAAUUUCAUAAGAUACCCGCUCAACGAAGAGCUAUUGACAGAGGCUCCCAAUGUUAACGAGAGCGCGGUUCAGCUCAUCAAGUUCCAUGGGAGCUACCAGCAGUACAACCGUGAAGAAAGAGGUGGGAGAUCCUAUUCCUUCAUGCUUCGUACCAAGAACCCUUGUGGCAAGGUUCCCAACAAGCUGUACUUAACCAUGGACGAUCUCGCCGAUCAAUUCGGGAUCGGGACUCUUCGCCUGACCACCAGACAGACGUUCCAGCUUCAUGGGGUUGUGAAGAAAGACCUCAAGACUGUGAUGAGCAGCAUCAUUCACAGCAUGGGGUCGACUCUUGGAGCUUGUGGAGAUCUCAAUAGAAAUGUUCUUGCACCGCCUGCUCCGUUGGCGAAAAAAGACUACCUGUUUGCUCAGCAGACUGCUGAGGAUAUUGCUGCCCUGCUGACUCCGCAGUCUGGUUUCUACUAUGAUAUGUGGGUUGAUGGGGAGAAGUUCAUGACGGCUGAGGCUCCUGAAGUGGUGAAGGCUAGGAAUGAUAAUUCUCAUGGGACGAAUUUUCCUGAUUCUCCUGAACCAAUCUAUGGGACUCAGUUCUUGCCUAGGAAGUUCAAGAUUGCGGUUACUGUGCCGGGGGAUAACUCUGUGGAUAUUUUGACGAAUGACAUUGGUGUGGUUGUGGUUAGCGAUGAGAAUGGCGAGCCUCAGGGUUUCAAUAUCUAUGUUGGUGGUGGCAUGGGAAGAACCCAUAGGAUGGAGAGUACAUUUCCCCGAUUAGCUGAUCCAUUAGGGUAUGUGCCAAAAGAGGACAUAUUAUAUGCAAUUAAAGCUAUUGUUGUUACUCAGAGAGAGAACGGUAGGAGAGAUGACCGGAGGUACAGUCGAAUGAAGUAUUUGAUCGACUCGUGGGGGAUCGAAAAGUUCCGGGAUGUUGUUGAGCAAUACUAUGGGAAGAAAUUCGAGCAAUUCCGCGAAUUGCCUGAGUGGGAGUUUAAGAGUCACUUGGGAUGGCAUGAGCAGGGAGAUGGUGCAUUAUUCUGUGGCCUGCAUGUGGACAAUGGCCGAGUUGGAGGAAAAAUGAAGACGACAUUGAGGGAGGUGAUAGAGAAGUACAACUUGGAUGUUCGUAUCACAGCAAACCAGAACAUAGUCUUGUGUGGGAUAAAGAAAGCAUGGAAGCGCCCUAUUACCACAACUCUGGCUCAAGCUGGCUUGCUGCAACCAAAAUAUGUUGACCCGCUCAACUUGACAGCCAUGGCAUGUCCAGCUUUCCCGCUUUGCCCAUUGGCCAUAACUGAAGCUGAACGUGGGAUACCUGAUAUCCUGAAACGCGUUAGAGCUGUGUUUGAAAAGGUCGGUCUGAAGUACAAUGAGUCUGUGGUAAUAAGAGUGACUGGCUGUCCUAAUGGCUGUGCCAGACCAUACAUGGCUGAACUUGGACUUGUUGGAGAUGGUCCCAACAGCUACCAGAUCUGGCUGGGGGGAGCUCCAAACCAAACGGUGUUAGCUAGAACAUUCUUGAACAAGGUCAAAGUUCAAGACCUUGAAAAUGUCUUUGAGCCUCUGUUCUAUCACUGGAAACGGAGAAGACAGUCCAAGGAAUCAUUUGGCGACUUCACAAACCGAGUGGGAUUCGAGAAACUGCAAGAGUGGGUGGACAAAUGGGAAGGCGUGGAAGCUGCACCAACCAGGUACAACUUGAGGCUGUUCUCGGACAAGGAUACGUAUGAUAAGAUGGACGGACUAGCUAAGCUGCAGAACAAGACUGCUCAUCAGUUGGCUAUGGAAAUUGUUCGCAGUUACGUUGCUGCCCAGGAGAACGGUAAAGCAGAAUAACUCUGUCAUCAGAAGGGUUGGUUCCAAGGGCGAACCUGAGAUCUUCCUUGUUUUGAUAAGCACAGUUUGUGUAUGAGAAUCAACAAACCUUGUUCUGGAUUUUUGGUUAGCCAUUUUGUAUUCCAUUUUUGUGCUUUAGCUGUACAGGCUUUUCCAUCGGACCUGUCUUCCUAGAGUAGCCAUGCAUAAUAGCGAGAGCUUUAGCCAUGUACUCAAAAUCUGAUUUGGCGGGAGAUUAUGUGGCCUUUAAUCUCUCUUAUCUUUGACUCAAGAAUGUGAUCUUUUUUUAGCUGAAAUGCCUCGCUUUCUGGCCAUUGAAUUAUUAAGGUUGUGGUUUUUCAGUCUGCUCAAGAACAACUUGUUUGAAACAAAAACAGGCAUGAUUAGAAGUUAGAACCUCAGCCCCAUGAUGAAUUUAUAUGUCUUGAAUCUUGAUGGCUCUAGCUAGAACCAAUUUGAUUUCAUGAAGGUCAGAGGAUGUGCUUGUCCUGGAUAACUGAAUCAAACUGACCCAAGUAUCUGAAUCAAAUU
Messenger RNA from Linum tenue, 2680 nucleotides. Lineage: Eukaryota; Viridiplantae; Streptophyta; Magnoliopsida; Malpighiales; Linaceae. The record is from the annotation of a GenBank genome assembly.